AUAAAGGGUUCUUUGGCUGCAACAGAUGGUCGUCUCAUGCCAAAUGAUCAAAUCCUUGAAGUAAAUGGCAAGAACACGAGUGGUCUUAGCAGUGAAGUAGUUGGUGCUUUAUUAAAGGCUGCUCCUUGUAAAGUUACGCUCAAAGUGGGUAGACUAAAGAAUCAAAUAGCCAUACCCAAUUCCGCAACAUUUCUUUUCAAUGAUCCAUGUCAGUCGAAGAGAUGAACCGUGAUGCCAGGUGACAGUCCAGAUCAAUGAUUUCAAGAGGUUUGAAUCCAACUAGCACUGAUGAACACAACAAGAAUUUGUUAUAAUCAGCAUAACAAUAACAAAUUAUCACGUUCUGCCAAGUUUUAUAUAUUUUCUAAAUACCAUGCAAAAAUAAAAACUCUACACAAGUACAACAUUCCAUUAUUCAGAAUAUUAGUAAUCAGAAAUCGAGGCAGCUGAAUCCUUCCUCGUCCCUUUAUUUCAAUUAUUUCUGUUCUCUAGAAUAUUGGACUCCGUAUUUGAAUAGUUUUCCUUUGAAAAAUGAAACAGCUUCACUAUAGUGGACAAACUCUUCAGAUUGCAAUAAAAAUAGCUCACUCCCUCUAAGUUAUGUGGUUUCAAAUAUUGAUCCAUCGAAAACAAAAAUUCUUUUGUUGACAAACUGAGGACUGAACGCAACUUUAUGAAGCCACAGAUUCGAGCAGGUAUGUAAGGUGAGAAGUCCACUUCCCCUUCUGUUGUACACACUAUAUAUUUCUCAUUGUUGAACAAAUCUUUACCUUUCUUUUUAUCAAACUCAACUUUGAACGUGUACUACAGUUCCAUGAGGUUGAGGAGAAAGAUAGAUCAUUUUUUUCAAUAAGAAUAGUAUACAUGCAAUGAAUAUUCCGCAUAACUCAUUACGCUAGUGUUCUACCUACCUUCAACUACGGAUGAAUUAUUCUUUAUUCCAUUUGUUUCGGUUUCUUUUCAAUUUCCUCUACCGUUCUCCUUCAUUCCAAAAUAGCGACUUAACGAACACUUUUCCAUUUUACAGAUCAGUCAACCGCUAUCGUUCUAAUUAAAACUGCAUCAGAGUGCAGUUCUCAACAUUUGCUUUAUGAAAUUCAGUCGAGAAAAUGAUACAAAUCACUUUUUUGUAACUUUCACUUGCACACACAAAAGUCUAUUGCAAAAUGCUUUUAAUUUUUUCCGAUUUUGUAGAAGGAAACAAGUAAUAAAUGUCUUUCCAAUGAGUAACUGAUAGAACAAAGGAAAUAUGAUCAGGGAAAUGCUAGAGCAAAACUUUACUCUUAUUUUUGUGUGCUUGUAAAAUCUCCUUAUUCAUUUUCGUUCCUCACUUCUUUUUUGAAAUGGUAGUCAUCAAGUUGGUUAUUGACUUUCGAUUGACUAUCAAUUCAUCCAGUCAUCAAUUUUCCGAAAGUACGUGCAAAAGUAUAUUCCUCUCAAGUGUAUUACACUCACCACUUGAAUACAGAUGCACUAGUUUACAAAAAUAUAAUGUAGUAAUGACAGUGUUUUGGUAACAUAGUAGUGACAAAAAUGUAUAAUGAUCUAUUUUACUUUAUACAUGUAGUUUUAAAAGUAUUUAGUUUUUGCUUCCUAAGUGAGCUGUUGACAGCAUGAUUUGAUUGCAGAUGAUCCGUUGCUGACCAUUAACAAUAAGUCCACCAUACCUUAUUAGCCUUUCUAAAACAAAUAAUGUGCAGUUGCCUUCAACAUAGGUAGAAUUUAAUUCUAUAUUAGAUUUGUUUAUCUGCUCCAUAACACAGUGAUAUAGUAUUAUUUACUUGAUGACAUUUCGAG
This is a messenger RNA of Heterobilharzia americana, 1797 nucleotides long. Lineage: Eukaryota; Metazoa; Platyhelminthes; Trematoda; Strigeidida; Schistosomatidae. The record is from the annotation of a GenBank genome assembly.